AUGACUUCGAAUCCGACGUACGAAGGAGACAACGAGGGCAUUGAGCAGGAGGCCGAGGCCGUCUUUCUUGAUAACACUGUUUACGACUUUGAGGAUAAGCAGUUGGGUUAUGGGGAUGCCGACACUCACGGAUUUGCAUUCGGAAUCCUUGACACAAAGGCCUUCUACAUGACCGAGGCAGUAAGGGAUGCGCUGAUGAAUACCCCCGUAGAGGGUAGUGACCUCACCCUAUCUUCUGUCAACUCCAUUGCUGACUACUGGAAUAUACUGAGGGAUCCUUUGAUCCGCACCCUCUUCAACAACAAGUGGUACAACAGCAAGCUAAUCAGCGGCAACGACUCAUACUACAUAGGCUAUGAAUCCGUGAGAUUGGGAUUGGUACGAAUUCGUCAGUUACGUGUCACCAACCACUCCUGCAGCAUUCCAGCCGACUUUGCAAAACAAAUUACCACUUGUUAUGGCCUCUAUUCCGCCGCCACUGAAGACAGGUCGGCCUACGGUCCAGGCAAUUCGACUGCUUGGACCUACACGUCGGGAGAUGAGUUACAAAUGGGCAUCCAUUUCGGCACAGUGGCGGCGUAUGGCGGUGGCGGGUACUACCUGGACCUCCCGCAGGACAUGAACUCAGCUUUGGAAAGUGUGAACGAGUUAUUUGAAAAUCUCUGGGUGGAUCGGGGCACCAGCGCCAUCUUCCUCCACUUCACUGUCUACAACUCAAAUACCAAUCUCUUCUGUGUUGUCUCACUUGUUGCUGAGCUCCCUCCAACAGGUGGAAUCCUUAUUAACUGUUACUUCAGAACGGUAAAACUUCUACGCUAUGUUCGUACCCAGGAUUAUGUUGUACUGAUGUUCGAGUGUCUGUUCCUACUCUUUAUUGCUUAUUACAUUGCCGAGGAGGCUAUCGAGAUUUGCAAUCUUGGCUACAAGUACCUUACAAAAUUCUGGAACCUCCUGGACGUUGCUGUUAUAUUACUCUCCUGCAUCUGUGCUGGAUUCAACAUUUACCGCACGAUACGAGUAAAUGCCACGUUGAGCAGUCUUCUUAACAAUCCCAAUAAGUACUCCAACUUCGAGAAACUUAGCUACUGGGAAGUGCACUUUAACUAUGCCAUCGGUGUGCUUGUUUUCCUGGUUUGGAUCAAGAUCUUUAAGUACGUCAGCUUCAAUAAGACCAUGAAUCAGCUGAAUUUGACCCUGGCGAAUUGUGCAAAGGAUGUUGCCGGUUUCGGCGUCAUGUUCUUUAUCGUCUUCUUCGCGUUUGCCCAAUUGGGCUACCUGGCUUUCGGCACACAAGUCUCCGACUUUGGCACUUUUCCAACAUCCCUCAUGACUCUCUUCCGCAUCAUUUUGGGCGACUUCGAUUUCCAAGCUUUGCAAGACGCACAAAGCGUCUUCGGUCCGCUCUACUUCCUUGUUUACAUCUUCUUUGUCUUCUUUGUCCUCAUUAACAUGUUCAUCGCCAUCAUCAAUGACACCUACCUCGAGGUGAAGUCGAAUUUGCUAAAUCAGCCCAGUGAGCUCCACAUGAAGGCAUUUUUCAAGCAAGUAGGUCCACCUCUUAAACAUCAAAAGGCGAAUAUGAAGUUAAGGCGUCUGAGGGAAAUGCGCAACAAGAUGAAACAGAAGAAGAAUCAACUUCAGGAGAUUCAGGACGCUAUCGAUGCUGUUGCCAUGGAAGAGGACGAUGUGCCCAUCGACGAUUUAAAAGCGGAAAUAAACAAGGAACUUAAUGAAACAGAACUGGCCAAAAUUUUGUGCAAAGCUGACGCAAACAGUGACAUGAAGUUGAAUACAAACGAGCGCAGAGCACUACGCGAAACCCUGGAGAAUAAAAAGCUGAGUUUGAUGCAGGAGAUGUUCAAUUUCCAAGAGGCAGAGAUUGGACAAUCGUACGAGCAAUUCUCCAAGCUCUUGACCACCCAAGUGGCGAGUAAGGAGGACAUGGAUCGAGCGUACUCGCGUCUCAUUCGACUGGAGAAUUGCCUCAAAAAUGUGACUGAUCGCCUACGCUGUAUGGUCCAGAGGUUAGAGCACAGUCAAGAGGUUAAAAACAAGCGCACAGAGCAGAUGCAAAACCUGUUAGAAAAUCUCAUCUCGGCUGUUAAUGCAACACCACCACCUCCACCAUCACCACAGUCGUCUCAGCCAAGCUUUGACCAACACACGAGUGUGGAUGCUACUGAAAUGUUAUCAGUAGGCCCUCCGCCAGCCGAUGGAAUUAGGAAGAGGCCCAAUAGGAACCUCUCCUUAAAAGGAUUCACCAAAUUUAGCAAACAGCGAGAGGAGUAA
This is a messenger RNA of Hydatigera taeniaeformis, 2289 nucleotides long. The record is from the annotation of a GenBank genome assembly. Lineage: Eukaryota; Metazoa; Platyhelminthes; Cestoda; Cyclophyllidea; Taeniidae.